Messenger RNA from Dentiscutata erythropus, 1092 nucleotides. The record is from the annotation of a GenBank genome assembly. Lineage: Eukaryota; Fungi; Glomeromycota; Glomeromycetes; Diversisporales; Gigasporaceae.
AUGUUUUGUGGAAAGUUAGAUUCACAAUUUAAUGAAUUUUAUUCUGCAUUUUGGAAAUAUUGUAAUAGUAAUACUCCUGAUCUUUUUAAGCAUUACUGGAAUGAACUAAUUACAAACUACUCAGCUGCAAGACAAUAUCUUCAAAUGCAACUGUAUGAACGACGUAGGUCCUGGGCAUGUGGAUUUACAACAACUUUAUUUAUACUUGGAAUUGAGACAACUUCAUUUGUAGAAAGUCAAAACAUAUGCAUAAAAUAUAUUGUUAAAAGUAGUAAUACUUCUUUAUGUGAACUUAGUAAAGCUUUUAUGGGUAUUUCUAAAGAUAGAAUAAGACAGCAGCAAUAUAAAGAUCAGAUUAGAUUAACGGUUAAUAGUGUAAUGAUAUUUUCAAAAAUUGAAGCACUUGUAAGACACUACCUGUAUUCAAAUGUUGUACUAUUUUUAGUUGAUCAAAUGAAAGAAAGCAUUUUUUAUACAGCUUAUUGUUCAAAUAUUAAUGAAGUUGAGAACAUGCCAGAAAAUGAAUUAUCUAAUAGUAAAAAUUUUGAAGAUGAAAACGAUAGUAUAUAUAUAUAUGCAUAUUUUCUUCUACAACAUUUGAAUCAUGCCAAUAUUAAUGAAGUGGCAAGAUUUAAUAUGCAACUUAUUAAUAUUAGAUGGAUUCCUCAUGAACUUUGUGAAGAUGCAGCAAUUAAAGGUGAUUAUUUUGGGCAAUGGUUUAUUGAUAGCACAGAGAAUAUAAUGAAUAUAAGCGAACCAAAUCAACAUUUUAAAUGGCUUCAACCUUUUAAUGAUAUGAAUAUGCAAGAUAGCACUGAUGAUAGUUUUAUGGAAAAGCAGUUACUAUAUGGAAAAGUAGGAGGAAUUGGUUUAGCUCAACAAACAAAUCAAAAAGGUGUACCAGAUUUGGAUAGCUCCAAUAAAGAGAAUAUGCUUUUAAGUACUUCAUUCAAAAAUUCAUUAAAGGUCACUACAAGAGGAAGUCCAAAAUUUUCAAACUAUCACAAUAAUAAGUAUAAUCAACUACCAACAUAUGAAGCAACAAAUUAUGUCAAGCAAAAGUAUAAUCAACCACCAACACAUAAAACAGCA